Messenger RNA from Salvelinus namaycush (lake trout), 1093 nucleotides. RefSeq names its product lysophosphatidic acid receptor 1 (gene lpar1). Gene Ontology annotation, molecular function: lysophosphatidic acid receptor activity. Gene Ontology annotation, biological process: phospholipase C-activating G protein-coupled receptor signaling pathway; neurogenesis. NCBI's taxonomy places the organism in Eukaryota, Metazoa, Chordata, Actinopteri, Salmoniformes, Salmonidae. The record is from RefSeq and is a predicted model, not a curated record. Bases 47 to 1093 code for a protein of 348 amino acids. Gene Ontology annotation, cellular component: membrane. The transcript is spliced from 2 exons.
CUAACCCCUGUCUCCUCUCCUCCAGACCCCCUAGCCAGCCUUCAAGAUGGAGGAGGAACAGUGCUUCUACAAUGAGUCCAUUGCCUUCUUCUACAACCGCAGUGGAAAGUACCUGGCUACAGAGUGGAAUACCGUCAGUAAGCUGGUGAUGGGGCUGGGUAUCACAGUAUGUAUCUUCAUCAUGCUGGCUAACUUGCUGGUCAUGGUGGCUAUAUACGUCAACCGCCGCUUCCACUUCCCUAUUUACUACCUGAUGGCCAACCUGGCCGCCGCGGACUUCUUUGCCGGCCUGGCGUACUUCUACCUGAUGUUCAACACGGGCCCGAACACGCGACGCCUCACGGUGUCCACGUGGUUGCUCCGACAGGGUCUCAUCGACACGUCCCUCACGGCGUCCGUGUGUAACCUCCUCGCCAUCGCCAUCGAGCGCCACAUCACCGUUUUCCGCAUGCAGCUGCACACGCGCAUGUCCAACCGGCGUGUGGUGGUGGUGAUUGUAGUCAUCUGGACCUUGUCUAUCGUCAUGGGAGCCAUCCCGUCGGUGGGGUGGAACUGUAUCUGUGACAUCAGCACGUGUUCUAGCAUGGCGCCGCUGUACUGUAACUCCUACCUGGUGUUCUGGGCCGUAUUCAACCUGGUCACCUUCCUGGUCAUGGUGGUGCUGUACGCUCACAUCUUUAUGUACGUGAGACAGAGGACCAUGAGGAUGAGCAGACACAGCUCUGGACCACGCAGGAACAGAGACACCAUGAUGAGCCUGCUGAAGACUGUCGUCAUCGUAUUGGGUGCGUUCAUCGUGUGCUGGACUCCAGGCCUGGUUCUCAUCCUCCUCGAUGUGUUCUGUGCCAACUGUAACGUCCUGGACUUUGAGAAGUUCUUCCUGCUUCUGGCUGAGUUCAACUCUGCUAUGAACCCCAUCAUCUACAGCUACCGGGACAAGGAGAUGAGCGCCACCUUCAAGCAGAUCCUGUGCUGCCAGCGCCAGGAGAAUGUUAACGGGACGGCAGCCGAGGGCUCCGACCGCUCAGCCUCCUCUAUCAAUCACACCGUGAUGAGUGGAGGGAAAAAAAACAAUGAUCACUCAGUGGUCUGA